Dovyalis caffra is the source of this 234-nucleotide messenger RNA. Lineage: Eukaryota; Viridiplantae; Streptophyta; Magnoliopsida; Malpighiales; Salicaceae. The record is from the annotation of a GenBank genome assembly.
AUGGAAGAGGAUGAAGAAGAUGAUAAUUGCUUGGAUGACUGGUGGGCUAUGGCUGAUGCUUUAGCUGCCAAUGAUGAUGAUAAUAAGCUAGAAAACAAUAACAAUGAUAACAAUCCAUGUUUGGAAUUGAAGUCUUCGCCAGAGCAUGAACCUAUUGUUCAAUUCGAUUGUAAUUCAUGUAAUACAGGUUCUUAUCAUGAGAAUUUGAUGCAGGGGAGAAGGGUGCCACUGUGA